ACGUUGGCAUACCUGCGUUUGCGGCUGCUUAUUUGAUAAGCGACAUCGUAUACUCGUAUACUUUUCUUUACAAAUCACAUUUCUUCCUAUUGGACUGUAUUCGUGGUUUUAAACGACAAAAUUUACUUGCGAAUAGCUUUUGGUCUGCGCACAACCAGAAGAACACAUCAACAUGCAAAUCUUCGUGAAAACCCUUACAGGGAAGACCAUCACCCUUGAGGUCGAGUCUUCUGACACUAUCGAAAAUGUCAAAGCCAAAAUCCAAGAUAAAGAAGGUAUCCCUCCCGAUCAACAACGUUUGAUCUUCGCUGGCAAGCAACUUGAAGAUGGACGUACAUUGUCAGAUUAUAACAUCCAAAAAGAAUCUACAUUGCAUUUGGUAUUACGUCUCCGUGGUGGUGUUAUUGAGCCCACUCUUCGUUUGUUGGCCCAGAAAUACAACUGUGACAAAAUGAUAUGCCGUAAAUGUUAUGCUCGUCUCCACCCAAGAGCAACUAACUGCCGCAAGAAGAAGUGUGGACACACUAACAACUUGCGCCCAAAGAAGAAGUUGAAGUAAACAUAUUUUGGUCAUACUCCGAGGAAAACUACCAACUUUUUCCUGGUUUUACAUUUUAUCAUUCAAUUGUUAAAUAACAAAUUUAUAAAACAUAAAUAAACCAAAAAUAAAAAAAGAA
Molecule: messenger RNA, 677 nt
Organism: Rhopalosiphum padi (bird cherry-oat aphid)
Lineage: Eukaryota; Metazoa; Arthropoda; Insecta; Hemiptera; Aphididae
Gene: RpL40
Product: ubiquitin-ribosomal protein eL40 fusion protein
Exons: 3
Coding region: 173-559 (128 amino acids)
Biological process (GO): translation; protein ubiquitination; modification-dependent protein catabolic process
Cellular component (GO): ribosome; cytoplasm; nucleus
Molecular function (GO): structural constituent of ribosome; protein tag activity; ubiquitin protein ligase binding
Source: RefSeq, a predicted model, not a curated record